AUGGAGACCGGGCGAGUGUCGUACGCGCAAGUGUAUCAAUGGCAUCAAGAGCUGCAGAGGGCACUAUACGCAGGAACUGACGACGCGAAAGAGGACGAGCAGACGGUGAUCGGGAUCAAUUUGGUGCCGUAUUCGAUCGAAGAAACCGCGACGAUGUUAUUAGUGGUCGAACAGAGACGAUGGGUGUAUGUAGCUCUCGAUGUACAGCUUUCGCCCGCGCGACAGCUUGCGCUGUUGCAAAGGAGCGGAGCACGACGUCUUGUGACGUCUGUUGACAGUCCACUAGCAACUUUUGUGGUCAAUAGAUUUGCAGGAGAGCACGUCAAGACGCAAGUCGUUGGCGACAAGACGAGCCCAUUUUUGCCGGUGCAAGUCGUCACGCUGCCGAGCAAGUACUUUCAGAUCGAGGUUGAACAGACGGGGCGUGGCGCUGGUGGUCGACGCCAAGACGAUAUACAGGUUGAUGCGCCGCUGUAUGUGCUGUAUACGUCUGGAACGACAGGAAAGGAGAAAAGAGUGCUGGGAUCACGAAAAGGGGCGUGGACACGGCUGGAAUGGAUGUGGAAAAUCUACCCUUUUACGACAUUAAAGACAGGUAGAUCGAGUGAGCGAGUUCUGCGAGCAACAAGACUUUCGUUCGUAGACUCGGUGUGGGAGAUUCUUGGCGCGUUCCUGCAACGUGUGCCAUUAGUCCAUUUGCAACCUCCUCGGCAUCGAGUAAAAAGCACUAGUUUCUCUUACAUGACAAGUGUCGUGCUUGAUAACAGCCCGCGCUUUUUAAAGGUAGUUUGCAACGAGGGUGUGACUCGUUUCACUGCUGUGCCGAGUGUGCUGGAUGUUUUGCUGCUACAAACGACCGAAAAUGAGCGGAAGUCUUGCCUGAAUGGACUGCGCUACGUGCUGAGUAGCGGCGAGUCCCUGCCAUUUCACGUUGUUCGACGCCUCACGGCCAGUUUGCCGAACGUGACCAUCUUGAAUCUUUAUGGCAGCACGGAAUUGAGCGGAGAUGUUACGUGUAUGGAGUUCGACGCACGUUCAUUGCCCACGCAGGUAGCAGCGAGGGAACGAGACGAUGUUCCGAUUGCUACACUCGAUGAAAGAGGGAUCGUUGGUGGUGGUGAAACGUCCCUUGUGCUUGUAUCAGAGGAUCAAAAGAACGACAUACGACAUUCUGGGAAUGGCUCAGCUACACUGAUCUGGCCGAGGAAUCACUCCAGCGAAAUUGAAGGGACAACACGGACAGGCAAACAGCCAGUUUCCGGGGUCUUGUACGUUUCAGGGCCGCUUCUUACGGAUGAAUACGCUGGUGAUAUCCAAGGAAAUAUGUUCCCCGACUUGGCGUCAAUAUCAGGUCGCCGGACGGAAAACGAUCCGGCUAGGAACGAGAACCCGAGUUGGUGGUUUCGCACAGGUGACAUUUGCUCGGUGAUUCACAGGUAUAUAUACUUUGACGGACGCAAAGACAGUGCUGUGAAAACUCGAGGACAUCUGAUUCACAUGGACGCAGUGGAGCGUGCGGUAGCGCUCGCGCUGAAAGAAACAACAGAAGAUGCACAAAUCGAUAGCACAGGUGGGAUCGUUGCGUUUCCAGUUCCGAAGAAAGUGAGCAAGCAUGGGCUGCUCAUAACGUCCAUCAUGGCAUUUGUUUUGUAUGAAGACACUGGUAGCACCGGCAUCGUUCAAUAUUCUCAAACGAAAAAGCUGAAUGCUUGGAUAGCAGAACACCACGGGACGGCGCACAUCCCGCACAAAGUAUUCAUGGUGCCAGCAAAAGUAGUACCACGUUUUGCUAAUGGUAAAAUUGACCGGAAGUCGCUGAAGAGGUUUUUCGAGUAUGCCAUUGAUCAACGCGAUACUUUGGCGCUUUGCCCGCGCAUCAACAGCGUGAUGAUAAGCCCCGCGCAAACGUUAGUGGCAAACCUCCUGAACGAGAUACUAGGUAUUCCUUCGUCUGAUGACGUUUACGACGACAUACGGUCCCGCACGUUUGGUGAGCUGGGUGGAAAUUCACUGUUAGCAACUUUGUUCGUGCACGAGCUCCGCCAACAGUUUGGUGCGCUUUCGUUGACUGCCCGUGAACUGCUUGAAAUGAGGAUCGAGGAAAUCGUGUCUGGUGUGCAGACGGUCGACUUUACGGAGUCUCGAUGA
Molecule: messenger RNA, 2148 nt
Organism: Hyaloperonospora brassicae
Lineage: Eukaryota; Oomycota; Peronosporomycetes; Peronosporales; Peronosporaceae
Source: the annotation of a GenBank genome assembly